AUGGAGGGCUAUCGCUUGAAUGCCUUCGGCUUCCCUGGUGCACCUGAAGCUAUUACCAACCUUGGCUUGCGCGAUCAGCGUCUCGCUGUCGAAUGGAUACACCACAACAUAGCCGCGUUCGGAGGUAAUCCGAAGAAAAUUGUCAUUGCAGGUCAGUCCUCGGGUGGAGCUGCGGUAGACUGGUGGUCCUAUGCACACAAGGACAAACCCAUUGCGCAUGGCCUCAUAUCGACUUCUGGAAACGUAUUCAGUUUCCCCAUGAACGCACCAGAGAAGCAGACUGCCAAUUGGUACGCCCUUUCCAAUGCACUUGGCUGCGGAUCUUUUGGAGAUACCCUCGCAUGUAUGCGCAAGCAACCUUUUGAAGCCAUCUCCUUGGCCGUGACAAAGAUUGCUCCCAGUACAGGUGGUAGUCCGGUUCGGUCGACGCCGCCGUUCUACCCCAAGGUCGACAACGAGACGAUCUUCAGUGACUACCUUUCGCUCUCAUCGGCUGACAAAUUUGCACCUCUUCCUUACUUCCACGGCCAUAACGAUUACGAACAAGGAUACUAUGUCAUCCCAGCUUUCGCGCAAGGUCGCAACGUUACCGCGAACCAGACUGCUCAAUUCCUCCUGGAGUCUUUUAUUUGUCCUAUAUCUUACGAGGCGACAUUACGCGUUAACGCUGGAGUGCCCACAUGGGUAUACCGCUACUUUGGCGACUGGGGCAACAAUCGUCUCUACCCAAUGAGUGGCGCGUACCAUGGCUCGGAAUUGAACAUGAUUCUUGGUAGUUCCGAAGAUGUCAGUGGCCUGCCUGCGACACAGGCGCAGAAAGAAACAUCGCGACUCUUCCAACGCGCCGUUGCUACGUUCGCAGAAGACCCGAAGGAUGGAUUGACUGAGCUUAGCUGUCCGCAAUUCGACUCGCAAAAGGAGAGUUGGAUUGAAGUUGGGGUAGAAAAUGAGCCCAAAGCUACGUUUGCUAAGCCGGAGAAGUACGAUAAGCCUUGUCUGAGAAACGUUAUGGGAUCGCUGCCGACGUCGACGUGA
This is a messenger RNA of Parastagonospora nodorum SN15, 1035 nucleotides long. RefSeq lists its product as hypothetical. The transcript is spliced from 2 exons. The coding region runs from base 1 to 1035 and encodes 344 amino acids. Lineage: Eukaryota; Fungi; Ascomycota; Dothideomycetes; Pleosporales; Phaeosphaeriaceae. The record is from RefSeq and is a predicted model, not a curated record.